UGUGCGCUGUUGGCAGCUGGGCAGACAUGGCCGGCUUGGUGAAGAAGACCACUGGCCUCGAGGGGUUGGCUGUUUGCGAGAAUCCGCAGGAGAGGCUAAGGAUACUGUAUGCGAAGAUUCUGGAUGUUCUUCAACAGAUGCUUAAAGCUGCAGCGUACAGAAAAUACACGGAGCAGGUUACAAAUGAGAGGCUGAGUGUGGUGGAGACGGAAUCAGAUGUUAAAAAAUUAGAAGAUAAACUUCAGGCUGGUCAAAUAGAAGAGGUGAUUCUUCAGGCUGAAAAUGAACUAAGUCUGGCAAGAAAAAUGAUGCAGUGGAAACCAUGGGAGCCGUUGGUGGAAGAACCUCCUGCCAACCAGUGGAAACGGCCGAUAUAAAUAGGUUGAUGGGAAAUGGAUUUAAUGAAAUGUGCUAUUAUUUUAAAA
Molecule: messenger RNA, 425 nt
Organism: Ochotona princeps (American pika)
Lineage: Eukaryota; Metazoa; Chordata; Mammalia; Lagomorpha; Ochotonidae
Product: NADH dehydrogenase [ubiquinone] 1 alpha subcomplex subunit 5
Exons: 1
Coding region: 27-377 (116 amino acids)
Biological process (GO): respiratory electron transport chain
Source: RefSeq, a predicted model, not a curated record